ACUAUAGAGCAUACUCCCAGCGUAUAUAACAAUCCCAAGUGCACUGAUCUCAAGAUUUGAGGCUGUUGCACUUCUCUGAGUGUAAAAUAAAUUUGCAGGAUGUGGAGCGAGCUAUAUAAAUGCGCUUCCCGUAAAGAACUCUUCUUCAGAACUCCCCUUGAAAAUCACCUACUAUUCAUAUUUUCUUUAAAAUGUCUAAUAGUGAUGAAGUGGCUGUUGGAAUCGAUCUAGGAACAACAUAUUCAUGCGUUGGAGUUUGGCAACAUGAUCGAGUUGAAAUUAUUACAAAUGAUCUUGGCAACAGAACUACACCAUCAUGUGUUGCUUUCACCGAAACGGAGCGUUUCAUUGGCGAAGCUGCUACAAAUCAGGCCGCUCUUAAUCCUCUCAACACCGUCUUUGAUGCCAAAAGGUUAAUUGGAAGGAAAUUCUCAGAUUCAACUGUUCAAAGUGACAUGAAGUUCUGGCCUUUUAAGGUGAUCGGGGAUUGUGAUAAGAAGCCUAAGAUUGUUGUGAAUUACAAAGGUGUAGAGAGACAAUUCUCACCUGAGGAGUUGUCUUCAAUGGUCCUUCUUAGAAUGAAGGAAAUUGCCGAAGACUAUUUGGGAAAGAAUGUUACCAAUGUUGUUGUCACUGUCCCCGCACAUUUCAGUGACUCACAGAGGCAAGCUACUAAAGAUGCAGCAAGAAUAGCCGGACUCAAUGUUUUGCGCAUUCUUGUUGAGCCAACAGCUGCUGCAGUUGCUUAUGGUCUUGACAAGCAGCUUACAAGUAGUUCAGCAGGGGAGAAAGUUGUCCUUAUAUUUGAUCUUGGUGGUGGUACUUUUGAUGUUUCCCUUCUUAAAAUUAAAAAGGAUAAUGUUAAGGUACUGGCUACAGCAGGCGACACCCACCUUGGCGGUGAGGACUUCGAUAAUCGUUUGUUAAACCAUGUCGUUGAAGAUUUUAAAACGAAGUACAAAAAGGAUAUUAGUAGAGAUGCUAAAUCUCUAAGAAGAUUGAGAAAUGCUUGUGAAAAGGCGAAGAGGUUUCUUUCUCAUACUGGUACGACAACUAUUAAUGUAGAUUCUUUGCAUGAGGGAAUUGAUUACUCUGCUAAAAUUACACGUGCCAAAUUUGAGAACUUGAACUUGGACUUGUUUAGAAGUUGUGUGGACACCGUGAAGAAGUGUUUAGAAGAUGCGGGAAUGGACAAGAGUAAGGUCGAUGAUGUUGUUCUUGUGGGUGGUUCCACAAGAAUUCCCAAAGUGCAACAGCUACUGCAACAAUUUUUCAAUGGGAAGGAACUUUGCAAGAAUAUAAAUCCCGAGGAAGCUGUUGCUUAUGGUGCAGCUGUCCAAGCUGCUAUCAUAAGUGGAGAGCAUAAUCAGAAGAUCAUGAACCUGGAGCUGCUUGAUGUUACUCCUCUGUCUCUUGGGGCCAGAUAUUAUGGCGGAAUCUUUCAUGUAAUUAUUCCAAGGAACACAAGUAUUCCCAAUUCAACGACAGAAAAAUGUUAUACAAGCAGGGAUAAUCAAACAACCGUUGGGUUCAAUGUUUUCGAGGGUGAGAGAGCAAGAGCGGCAGACAACAAAUUACUUGGGAAGUUUGAACUCUCUGACCUGCCUCUUGCCCCAAGGGCUAAAGUAGAAAUGGAAGUAACCUUUACAAUUGAUGCUGAUGGGGUACUAAAUGUUUCUGCUGAGAAUAAGAUUACUGGAACGAAGAACAGCAUAACAAUUAAGAGAGAAGGAAUUCUUACAGAGGAGGAGAUUGAAAAAAUGAUAAAGGAUGCUAAACAGUUCAAGGCUGAAGAUGAGGAGUUUAGUAAGGUCAAGGCAAGGGUAGCCUUCGACGGCUGUGUAUAUAAGAUUAGGGACAUGAGUGAAGAAAAUGACAAGCUUGAAGCUUCUGUUAAGAGUAUGAUCAGUUAUUAUUUCAAAGAGGCUACUCAAUGGAUAGAUGCAAAUCCAGAUGCCGAAGCCUACGAGUACGAAUACAAGAAGAGGCAGUUUGAAGCAACCUGCAGUCAACUCAUUCCUGGCAGUGCACAAGAUUCAGAAAGUUGAACAAUCAUUGUUUGAUUGCAAGAUGUAAGUUGUUUAUUUUGUUUCGAUUUUCCAAUUCGAACUUUUUGUAAUCUUUAGGUGUGAUGGUUGCAACAUGACAAUUUAGAUCAUGUUACCUGGAUUACUGGACAAUUUAUAUUCUAAUACAGAUUUAGAGAUAGUUGUUGGCUUUGUCUAAUAUUAACUUGUUCAAACUCGAUUUUACCCCGUCAAUUGACAUUGUGAUCUAUGAA
Messenger RNA from Daucus carota subsp. sativus, 2281 nucleotides. RefSeq names its product heat shock cognate 70 kDa protein. Gene Ontology annotation, cellular component: cytoplasm. Bases 192 to 2048 code for a protein of 618 amino acids. The transcript has 2 exons. Lineage: Eukaryota; Viridiplantae; Streptophyta; Magnoliopsida; Apiales; Apiaceae. Gene Ontology annotation, molecular function: ATP binding; ATP-dependent protein folding chaperone. The record is from RefSeq and is a predicted model, not a curated record.